Fusarium pseudograminearum CS3096 is the source of this 774-nucleotide messenger RNA. RefSeq lists its product as uncharacterized. The record is from RefSeq and is a predicted model, not a curated record. The transcript is spliced from 4 exons. The coding region runs from base 1 to 774 and encodes 257 amino acids. NCBI's taxonomy places the organism in Eukaryota, Fungi, Ascomycota, Sordariomycetes, Hypocreales, Nectriaceae. Gene Ontology annotation, molecular function: RNA binding; structural constituent of ribosome. Gene Ontology annotation, cellular component: cytosolic small ribosomal subunit; ribosome. Gene Ontology annotation, biological process: translation.
AUGGCUGACCGAGGAACUUCUCGCGGUGGAGGCUUUGCUUCCCGAGGUGGUGACCGUGGCAGAGGUCGCGGACGAGGCCGUGGCCGCGGUCGCGGUAAGAACGAGGAGAAGGAGUGGCAGCCCGUCACCAAGCUCGGUCGUCUCGUAAAGGCCGGCAAGAUCAACAGCAUGGAGGAGAUCUACCUGCACUCUCUGCCCAUCAAGGAGUACCAGAUCGUCGACAACUUCCUGCCCAAGCUCAAGGAUGAGGUCAUGAAGAUCAAGCCCGUCCAGAAGCAGACCCGUGCCGGUCAGCGAACCCGAUUCAAGGCCAUCGUCAUCAUUGGUGACUCCGAGGGCCACGUCGGUCUCGGUAUCAAGACCUCCAAGGAGGUUGCCACCGCCAUCCGUGCCGCCAUCAUCAUCGCUAAGCUCAGCGUCAUCCCCGUCCGUCGUGGUUACUGGGGUACCAACCUUGGUGCCGUCCACUCUCUGCCCACCAAGGAGAGCGGAAAGUGUGGUUCCGUCACCGUCCGUCUCAUCCCCGCCCCCCGUGGUACUGGCCUCGUUGCCUCCCCCGCUGUCAAGCGAUUCCUCCAGCUCGCCGGUGUCGAGGACGCCUACACAUCCUCUGCCGGUUCCACCAAGACCCUCGAGAACACCCUCAAGGCUACUUUCGUUGCCGUCUCCAACACCUACGGUUUCCUCACCCCCAACCUCUGGAAGGAGACCAAGCUCAUCCGAAGUCCCCUGGACGAGUUCGCCGAUACUCUGCGCGAGGGCAAGCGAUACUAG